AUGUUUCUGACGGUCGAAACCUCUCCCGAACAGCCCGAACAACCACAAAAGAAUAAUCGCGAGGUGCCCAAACACAGGAAUGUCGGGGAUACCGGUGAGCAGAUUCGAUCGCACAAGCUUGCGUGUUCGAUCAUCAACUUUCACUGUACGGACGACGCUGUCCUGGACGAAUCUGAGCUUGAUCUACUCAAACGCUUCACGGACGACCCCUCGACGACAAACCGAGACAAGAUCCUGGAGGACAAAGGGUGGGUAGACCAGCCUGAUCAACGACACGGCCACAAGGCUGUUGAGAGCAGAAGCCUGGCGGGCUAUCUAAUCGCCCAAUAUGGGCGGGAGGAACCUGCAUUGGACCAUCGAGACUGGGAGCUUCUGACUGAAUGGUUCGGUAAAGGGAUGCCCGCGGGUGAGCAUGUCCAGCGCUGA
Molecule: messenger RNA, 426 nt
Organism: Fonsecaea erecta
Lineage: Eukaryota; Fungi; Ascomycota; Eurotiomycetes; Chaetothyriales; Herpotrichiellaceae
Exons: 2
Coding region: 1-426 (141 amino acids)
Source: RefSeq, a predicted model, not a curated record